AUGGUUGCUAGACUGUUCUCAUAAUAUAGUUAUUUAAAUCAAAUAGAGGAGGAUAUUUAACACUAAAAUGAAGAAUUCUAAUAGUAAGGAAUUAAAUUUAAUAAAAGUAUCAAGAGACAAAAAUAAUCAUUUUAUUUUGAGUAAACUUUUUUUUACUUUAAUGAGCAAUUAACCGAGAAUAAGUUGA
Paramecium octaurelia is the source of this 187-nucleotide messenger RNA. The record is from the annotation of a GenBank genome assembly. NCBI's taxonomy places the organism in Eukaryota, Ciliophora, Oligohymenophorea, Peniculida, Parameciidae.